Molecule: messenger RNA, 846 nt
Organism: Penicillium bovifimosum
Lineage: Eukaryota; Fungi; Ascomycota; Eurotiomycetes; Eurotiales; Aspergillaceae
Exons: 1
Coding region: 1-846 (281 amino acids)
Source: RefSeq, a predicted model, not a curated record
AUGGCCACUAUAACAUCACCGAUGAAGCGGCCGCUCUCCCGCGACCAAAGACCUCCGGGUGAUGAACCAUUAAACUCGCCCGCCAAAAGGCGCCGAGUAACAAUUGAAGGAUUUCCCAUUGAAGCACCUGCUGCUCCCGAGAUAUUUGCAGACCCCGAAGCCCAACGGGUAGAAAACACGGCCGCAUCUGUGGAACGUGCUUUCGCCUUAAGGAGUGCCUUCGGGAGCGAUAACCUGCCAAUAGAAUGCAACUGUCCUCCCCUGCGCGGUCGCUCUGACUAUCGCGGCUGGCGUCGCAAAAUGCGAGUACUUCUGGACCGCAACUUUCUUCUGGGUCUGGUGGAGGGCAAAAUCGGUCAACUUCCUCAAUCGCAUCGCUUCGAGUACGAAUUAAAGAACCUGAACGCCGCUGCGAAGAUGAUCAUUAAUGCGAACCUCUCUGUCACUACCAGGCCGAUUGUUCGCAAUAUGCACAACCCGCAAGAGAUGUGGCAGAAGUUGGAGAAGCACUGCAAACCGUCCGAUUGGAGUCUGGCACGAUCGGGCUGGCUGGAGUUGCAGAAUAUCAAAUACAGCCAAUGUGCUGAUGCCUGGGAAUAUGUUUAUAGGGUGGAUGAUGCAUGGCGAUGUAUCUGCCUUGAUGGGGAGGACGCCUUUGAGAAACAUGAAAUGGCCCGUUGCACGAGCCUCGUGUGUGGAUUGGAUACGCCGAAGUGGGAAAGUUGGAAGAUGCGUCUGCUUUCUGAUCGCAGGGCUAGUAUACCAAGCUGGGAAAGUCUUGUGAAAAGCUUGACCUCGGCGGAGGACAAGGGCAUAGUGUCUGAUGUGAUUGGUAUGGCCAUCUGA